This is a messenger RNA of Polyodon spathula (Mississippi paddlefish), 2386 nucleotides long. RefSeq names its product homeobox protein Hox-A5-like. Gene Ontology annotation, cellular component: nucleus. The coding region runs from base 38 to 865 and encodes 275 amino acids. The record is from RefSeq and is a predicted model, not a curated record. The transcript has 2 exons. Gene Ontology annotation, molecular function: RNA polymerase II cis-regulatory region sequence-specific DNA binding; DNA-binding transcription factor activity, RNA polymerase II-specific. Gene Ontology annotation, biological process: anterior/posterior pattern specification; regulation of transcription by RNA polymerase II. Lineage: Eukaryota; Metazoa; Chordata; Actinopteri; Acipenseriformes; Polyodontidae.
UAAAAAAACAAAAAAACAAGAAAAAACAAAACAACAAAUGAGCUCUUAUUUUGUAAACUCGUUCUGCGGUCGUUAUCCUAAUGGCCCAGACUACCAGUUACAUAAUUAUGGAGAUCAUAGCUCGGUGAACGAGCAAUACAGGGAUUCCGCGACCAUGCAUUCCAGCAGGUACGGCUACGGUUACAAUGGGAUGGAUCUUAGCACUGGGCGUUCGACCUCGAAUCACUUUGGCGCUGGUGAAAGUGCUCCCAGCUAUGCAUCUAGUGCAACAACAACAUCUGCAGAAACCAGGUACAACCAACCUGCAACAGCCUCCCACUCGUCUCUACCUGACCCAUUAGCUUGCGGUACCGCUGCCAGCUCUCCGGUCAGCGAGCCUCGCCGCGCUGUAAGAAACCCCAUAGCUAGCCCCACUACCUCUUCCUCCACGUCUCACAGCAGCAGCAGCAGCAGCAGCACUCACUUAUGCAGAGAUGGGGUUGGCAAGUCGUCUGGUACUGAGGAUGACACUCCGGCAAGCAGCGGCCAGACAAGUUCACAGAACGGCCAGAAUGCAUCGGAAUCAUCACAACCCCAGAUAUACCCAUGGAUGAGAAAGCUACACAUGAGUCACGACUCCAUGGCGGGACCAGAAGGGAAACGAGCUCGGACCGCCUAUACGAGAUACCAGACUCUGGAACUCGAGAAAGAAUUCCACUUCAAUCGAUACCUGACGCGGAGACGGAGGAUCGAAAUCGCACAUGCUCUGUGCCUCUCUGAGAGACAAAUUAAAAUCUGGUUCCAGAACAGGAGAAUGAAGUGGAAAAAAGAUAACAAGCUGAAAAGCAUGAGCAUGGCAGCUGCAGGAGACGUCUAUCGCCCUUAAUUUCAGAGCACUUCACAGGGUACUGGCGAUGGAAGAUGGACUAUUACCGUAAAGUCAGCACUACAGAGACUUCCCAAACUCUAGAGUACUUCUUUGAGAAUAGAAGAACAAAUAAUAACAACACCUUGGUCUAUUCCAGUCUUUUGUGUAAGAUCGUAUAAUAAUGCUUGUAUGAGUAGACCCGCUUUCUGUAAAUGUAUUGUCUUGAAUCUGCAUCGUCUUAACACAAAAAGUAGAUGUUUUAACUUAUUUACUGUAACUCAGAAAGAAAGCAUGUUACUUGAAGUAACAGUAAAACCCGUUUAGUACAAUUGUUAUGUGUUGCACUCGAACUGCAAAAUUGUGUACGUGUCUGCAUUGUAUGCUUAAAUGUCUAAAUAGCUCCAAGCUGUAAGAAAAAAAGAAACUUUGGUUUCAAACUACCUGUUUUCUUUGUAACCGAUGCUAUCGUUAUUUUAAAUAUUGCAAUACUACCUAUCUUGUAAUGGUGUAAAUGUAGUGCGUUGUGAACACGUUAAGGAACUAUGAUUCCAAAAACAGUAUGUCCUUGCUGUGCCUUUGUAUGACUCUUUGCACGAAUUACAGUAAUGUUUUUUUUUUUUUUUUUUUUUUUAAGCGUAUCUAAUGUUUGUUUUUUUUUUUUGUGAAAAAGACUAUUCAUUAUUGUCCAAGUUUGGCUGUCUGAACAUAUCGUAGUAAGCUUUUGUAUUUGUUUUUAAGACUGACUGGAAAUUAAAAAAAAAAAAUUCUAACGAUAAUAAACUUUCUAUAGUAACGUUUCUGUAUUCAAAUGUUUAUGUGUAGCUUAACAACGAAAGAAAAUAACUUUGGGUUUCGUUUUCCUGAUCAGCGUAAUUAUGAGUUAAUAUAACACUUUGGUUUUUUUAUAGUUAAUGUGUAAAAAAAAAAAAAAAAAAAAAAAAAAAAGUAAAGGCUGUUUUAUCUGUAGACCUGCAGAUGAAUUUCAAGCACUCUACUGCACACAAUUUCGGGAAUAUCGUUAUGACCACCUGAUUCCAGCGAAAUGCUUUUCCAGCCUAUGAUCUUAAUCCAGAUAAAAACUGGAUCUGAAAAUCAAACUCUGUAGGCACUUCAAGGUCUUUCAUCAGGUGAUCUUAGUAGACCUAUACCUAUCUCACUUCCCAAGUUUCAUUUUUUAUAAUAGUUCAACAGGUAUAAGGCACAUUAACUGUAACUGUACUUACCCAUAGGCUUGGCCGGUUAAAGUCUCCCUGUCACUAAACUGCAAGAGGGAAUCUGCAUCUGUACCCUAACGGGUUACAUGUUAGUCCUUUUGAAGUUUAACGCACUAAACUUUAUUAGCCCCAGUUCCGGCUAUAUGACAUUUGGGUGCCAAAUGAAUGGGGUUUUGUCUAUGAAUUAGAUCGUCCAUAGCAGAGACAGAUAGGCUAUAAACAGUCACGUGGUGCCAUUAAAGUAAGUUUUAUGGUUUUGGGGAGUUGACAUCAACCGUAUAUUCCACAUAGCAUGUAAUCACACUGACUCAGGACUUCAUUUGAC